AUGUUAAGUGCAGCUGAAGAUAUUCUCGAACAAGGACAUCAAAAUACCAUGGAUGUGGAAAGGAAAUGUCUUGAUAAAAUAAAUUCCCGUCGUUGUAUCAUUACAACAACCGGAGCAGUUUUAUUAGCCGAUAUAUUACCCUGCCUUGUUGUCAAAUUAACGUUUCCGUUUUUCAUGCAAAGGGUACCAUUUGGGAUGCGUCAUUUCAUCAUAUGCUUAUUGCAAUCACUUAGUUAUUUAAUCGUCGCUUUUUCCUCAAGUGUUGUGAUGUCCUUAACAGGAGUGGUAUUUGCCAGUGUUAGUUCUGGUCUCGGUGAAAUAACUUACCUGUCGCUGACUCCCUACUUCACUAAAAAUACUAUCUCAACAUGGUCAUCGGGUACUGGAGGUGCAGGAAUAAUAGGCGCUUUAACUUAUGCUGUCCUAACGGAGCCGCACUUUCUGAAUUUAUCACCGAAAAUAUCACUUUUGAUUAUGCUUGUUGUCCCACUGAUGUUUUCCUUAGCAUACUGGUGUUUAUUAAUAUUGCCCGAUUCGAUACAUAGAGUGAAUAUUAUGGAGCCUAGCACUUGGAUAGUACCCAAAACAUGCUUAUCUGAAACCUCUUCUAAUGGUAUCUCCAACAUGGAAACAGAAGAUGACAAAAACUCUUCAAUGUCAUCUAAGCAAGUCAAACAACGGAUACUAUCCUUUGAAGAGAUGUUGCUUGUGACACUUGUACUUUAUCAAACCGGUGUUUUCAUUUCUCGAUCUUCAGUAAACAUUUUACAAUUACCAUACUGGGCUUUAGUACUUCUUCCCAUGCUACAGUUCAUGAAUGUGGUAGUCUUUUUCUUGGAAUCACUCUACUUCUAUAUUCCACAUAUUUGGGUUCUCUUUCUGUUAAUAUUGUUCGAAGGAUUAUUCGGCGGUGCAUCCUAUGUUAACACCUUUAUUCAUAUACACAAUUUCGCAAAACCGGACGUUCGAGAAUUUUCAAUGUCUAUCAGUUCGUUGGGUGACGCGAUUGGAAUUGUCAUUGCUGGAUUCGUUUCCAUUCCACUUUAUAAUUAUGUAUGUCAGACGAGUCUACCCAUACACGUGACAGUUUGAAAAUCUUCCUCAGUUUGCCUUAUCUUAUUAGAUUCCGACUAAAUAACAUUGUCGACCCUAUUGGAUUUGACUGAGUAACAUUGUCAACUUAUCUAAUUUUGACUAAAU
Molecule: messenger RNA, 1200 nt
Organism: Loa loa (African eye worm)
Lineage: Eukaryota; Metazoa; Nematoda; Chromadorea; Rhabditida; Onchocercidae
Exons: 9
Coding region: 1-1092 (363 amino acids)
Biological process (GO): regulation of intracellular pH; lysosome organization
Cellular component (GO): lysosome; membrane
Source: RefSeq, a predicted model, not a curated record